Porites evermanni is the source of this 28444-nucleotide messenger RNA. Lineage: Eukaryota; Metazoa; Cnidaria; Anthozoa; Scleractinia; Poritidae. The record is from the annotation of a GenBank genome assembly.
AUGAAUCGCUCACUUGAAUUCUUACGUGAACAGAAAUUGAAUGAUUUGAACCGGGUUUUCAAAAAAUACUUUGAAGAAAAUGUUCAGUUAAGUCAAAAAAGGAAAAACGACGCCUUGCGUUACUGGGAACCGAUUGUGGAGUGGAUCAUAGAUUAUGUGAAGAAGAACGAUGAUCGAUUUGCUUCGUUGAGUAGAUUUGGCUCUGGAAGCUAUUACGAAAGAGCAAAAGUUAGGGAGCCCGAUGAAUUUGAUUUGAUGCUCAUCUUUGAAGACCUGAAAUUUACAAGUAUGGUGAGCUUUCAAACAGGACCAGGCAUGACAGUACAACCGCCAUUAGGUAGGUGGUGGAUCGCCAUUCACAACAAAUUAUAUUGAUGUUGCUGUUCGAUCAAAAGAACUUGAACUCGCUCUGCGAGCAGGCUCGCGUGUUUGAGGUAUCAGUGGAUUUGCCCGACCCGGCGAAGCCGGCGAGAAGAAUAGAGAGAUUUAGAAUCUCGUCAAACGGGAGAGGUAAUUUGUUCCAGCCAUAAGAAUUAUUUUGCAACAUUUUAUCUGCUCAUUUUUUAAUCGGAGAAAUUGUGAACUCGAAUCUGACGUUUGCUGUUUACCGUAUGAAAGCGUGAUUCUGCAUGUAAAUUUCUCUAUUGUCUCGUCGGUUUCACCGGCUUGCGCUAGCGACCACGCUGCUGAAAUAUUCCCUCGAUUGCCUGCUCGCAAGCUGUUGCUCAUAUACUAAUACAAAUAAUUAAUACAUAUCAUUAUUCAUUCAAAAUAUUUCCCCGAUUCUGAUUGUCUAAAAGCACACGUUUAAUUCACCAUAACCAGUUACUGAUGACCAAAUUUGAAAGAAUUUUGUGUUUAACGAGGAAAUGACGUCAAAAAUGCAGCCUUCUACAGGUUAAUGAACCGUUAACCGAGAAGACCUGGAGAUGAGAUUGAGUUGUUUUUGGUUGUGAAAGCAAAAAUGGCCGACACUUCACUCGUUUCAAGAGUAAGAACUACAGCUGGAACAAGGCAAAGUAAUAGUUAAAAACAUAGCAAAAACAGCAAGAAGACAACUCAGAGGGUGACAUCUGCUAUUUGGAGAAUAUUUGCGGAGCUGGACAAACCUAAACGUACACUAUGGAAGAUGAACUGAACAUCGAUAGAUCGAUGGAGAUAAGCAUGUUUUAGUUAUGUUUUUAAACUAGGAAUUAUUUUGAAUGAAUAAUAAAACAAUUAUUGAAUUUGGCUUUCGUAUCAUAUGAAGAAUUAUGCAGUUCAAGGAGGGUGUUAUCUGCCUCGGCCUUCGGCCGCGAUGGAUAACACCCUCCUUGAUCUCCAUAAUCCCUCAUAAGAUACUCAGCCUCAUUCAUUAACUGUUAAAUAAUACAUGUCGGACCAAACGUGUACUGAAGAGUGUCAUGGCGUAUAUUAAGGUAUCAUCCAGGGUAAAAAAAAUCACCAUUUUUCGAAAUUUUUAAUUUUAAAUGAUUAAGUAGAGCUCAUCAAGAGCUUUCGUUUAAAAAAAAAUUCCAGGAAAAAAUGUUUUUUCUGUGCAGACUGAUGGAGCGCAAAAGUUUUUCUAUGCUAAUUAUUUUAAUUGAUCCUUGACAAGUCCUGUCAUACUUGAUACGCAUACCGCUGUUGAACGAAGCUAAUCACGCAAAUGACAGAAAUCGUGGUCUACAAGUAUAGUGCUCACUAUUUUUCCCCAGAUUUUGGAAGUGAAUGCCUCCAAAGAAGAAAAAAGAGCUUGUCCGGUUUCGUCCUCGACUCCAAGACAAAAGAAGACGACAAAAUCGUUUUGCAAAGUGUGGGCUUCGAAAUUAGCAGAGAGCGACAAGGGCUCCCAUUGAAACCCAUUGAAACUACCGCCAAAUCAAGUUUCACGAGUUUCUUAGCGAGCGAGGCUAGCUUUUUACGCCGCGAAGCGGCCAAGGGGAGCAACAAAUUCGCGAUCUUAACUGGCUUCUUCCGUUUAUUUUUGGCUGGCCUGGUCUUAAAUUUACAGUGACACUCACUUUCCCAAAAAGCUUCUCAUUUCUGAAUAGCAUUAAUAUUUUGAUUUUUGAAAAGAAAUAAGCAAUAAUCUGGAACUAUUAAGCUUUCAGAAAAUGUAUGGUUUAUGGGGGUAUUAUUUUAUUAAAAGCAAAAGCGCUAGCGCCGAUCAACGCGGGGAAGGUGCGUGAGGGUGGAUGAUACCUUAAUGUAAAAACGUAUGUAAAAAGUAGAAUGAAGUCUAGUUUUAAAAAAUUGGCUACUAAAAACUUAAGCUUAUACUGGCUGUAAUUUUUUAAUUGUUUCCAUUUGGUUUUCGCCAGCACAGAUACCAGGCUCCUUUAACAGUCCUCCUACAUUAGUUAGUUUAUGCUGUGGCUAUAUGGCCGGUAACCGAUCAAGGUUUUUAAAACACUAUAAAAUGACUGGUAGUCCGGUAUUUUCAAUAAAUUUGACUUAUCUAAGAAUCCCAACCAAUCUAAACUAUCAUAUGUUGAUUAACAAAAGUCCAGCGAUCCGCAAAUGCUUUAUAGAUCUCAAGUCUAGCGUUUGGUUUACGCUGGGCUCAGAAAACGAAACCAUGUUUUGGGACACUUAAAACUUUUUUCAGGUCCAAUGACAGGCAGUGCUAUAUUCUCAAUAUGAAUAAAUUUGAUAAAUCGAAAAAAUCUAUCUAAUCUAAACUAUCAUAUGUUGAUUAAGAAAAGUCAAGCAAUCCUGAAAUGCUUUAUAGAUCUCAAUUUUAGCAUUUGGUUUACGUGGGGCUCAGAAAACGAAACCAUGUAUUGUGACACUUAGAACUUUUUCCAGCUUCCUCUUUCGGCUUUCCUCUUUCCUCUUUCCUCUUUCCCCUUUCCCAACUUACAGGUAUCUAGGAAAGAUCAAAGCGACUCUGCUGGCAGAGUAGACUGCCAGUCAUUUGGUGUUUUAACAAUCUUGACCGGCAGUUGACCAGAAAAAAAAGUCCUAAGUGUCACAAAACAUGGUUUUGUUUUCUGAGCCCAGCGUAAACCAAAUGCUAGACGUGAGAUCUAUAAAACAGUUGGACUGGUUGGGAUUCUUAGAUAAGUCAAAUUUAUUGAAAAUACUGGACUGCCGGUAAUUUAGUGUUUUGAAAACCUUGACCAGUUACCGGCCAUAUAGCCACAGUGAAAUAUUUCACAAAUAUUCAACUCAGUUUUGGCAUGAUAUCAUACACGAUCUGAUGAUUCUUCAUAAUAAUCCAAAUUCAUUGUUUUGCAGUCGUUCUUUUAAAAUAUUUCUAAGUUCUUAACAUCCUUACCUCCACGUAGUUUCUCGGCAGAUGUAUUUUUUUGCAGAUAUUCUACAGAAAGUGUUGACAUUCAUAGAGUAAUAUUUUUGCAUUAUUCUUGCAAUCAGUUUAAGUCAGCGCUGCUGCUAUUUUAUCUUCAAAUCUCUCUGAACUCAUUUGCCAUUUUCUGGAGUUCUGCUCUCAUGCCUAAAAUGCUGAGCUGCCAUACAUGUAUUUAUUACAUGUACAUGCACUGUGACUGGUCAGGUUUACGGUAUGUUAUGGUUUCUUGUUUUUCCCUUUGAUCGUUGACCCAUGUGCUUCCAUCUUGGGCCAUAAAAUUAUAUCAAGAGAAAAAACCGUGGUCCGUAACUUACCUUAUACAUUAUACAAAUUUUGUCUAGUAUGGACCUAGAAAAUGAGGUUAGUUAGAAGUAUGUAUGAACCUAAAAAUCUCUGGCCUUAAAAGUGAUAGUUAAAAAACACAAAAAAAGAAAUAGACAAAUCACAUCAAUGAAAGUUCCGAAUUUACCUUAUGAAAUGUUGUUUGUUUCACGACCAAGGCUGCAAGUAUUUUUAUAUUUUUAUAAGCAGGUCAUAUAUCAGGUCAGAGACUAGACCUGACCUGACAAGGAAACAGUCUCGUCAGACAAAAAAAAAUUAAAGGAAAGAAAAACCAAGUAAAAGAGUAAAAUUAAGAAUUCUACAAAGCAACUUAUUUCAUUGCUUUAACUGCACAAUAUCAGUCCCAAUCAGGAGCUAUAACGGUUUUAUUACUGAUCUUUUAAUAGACUCACCUGAGAAGAUUCUUCUGAUGAAAGUUCCAAAGUCGAAUAUUGUAGGUUGCACUGUAACUGUAAAAAAUCCAUUAUUGCCAUCGAACUUGAACUCAAAUGCAAACAACCAAGUGGAUGAUCAGGCAAAGCGCAUACAUCAACUCACGUGCUGCCACAGAAACAAUAAUUUAUUAAUGUUUCAUCUCACACUCUCUGUUAACACAAAUGCAACAAACAGCUGAAAUCAGAUAUGCCAGGAAAGUAUCUGUCACAAAUAUCCAAAACAAUGCAAAAACUCACUCACUUGCUUUAGUUUGUAUAAUAUGUCCUUGGCAAACUAUAAAAUGGUCCUAAUUUUGGCUUGUUGACUUGACUUUUUGGGUUGUCUGUUUUUUAAUAAUGAAACUGUAAACUUGGAACAGAAGUGAACAGUGAUGAUAUUUUGAUCAAAGUGUGACUAGAUGCCACCUUGUUUUUUUUACAAAAUUAUUGUCUGUUUUGUAAUAUAUAAUUGAAACAUGAUUAUUAACGCCUCCAGAACAUACUGAACUGCUUUGUACAUUAAAAUAUCAUUUGGCAACUUUUAUAACUUUUCCAUGUAGAAUAUCUGUACGAUUAGGCUUCUUAUAAUGCACAUAUGUAAGUGGGACUUAUUCACGGAUCCUACUUCUGUUUUUAUUGCUCUUAAUCAGUCUUAGUUGGUCAAAGGAAUAAAAUGAAGUAACAUAAAAAAAAGACUAUUGAACCUGAGUCAGGUUUUGUUUGAUGUAGUGCAUUAAUUUGGAGUCCUUUGGAAAUGUGACUGUGCAGAAACCAAAGCAAAAGAAUCUGCAGUUUACAUUUGUGGCCGUGACAUUUGAAAAUAAGUGAUAAGCAUUUAGAAUUCUGUACCAAUACAAUCAACUGAAACUUUAACAUUUGCCUAAGUACACCAGCAGGGUCAGAACAACUUAUUGCAUUAAGAUGAUUGAAUUUUUAUAGUAUCUGAACAACUACUUUCUCCAAGUGGAUGGAGCUAGAGAAAGAGGCCAAGCCUUAAAUGCAUUCAUUUACAUGUAUUGCAAAACUGGCAGGGUGUAUAUGUUAUUAUUUUUAGAAGCCCUGAGGUGGUAUUAAUUUUGCCGGGUAGCUUGUAAGACCCUAGAGGAGUUACCAAAUCUUUAAUAUCAGGGCUGUGCUGUAGCAGAGCCCACUGUGGCCCAUAGUGCCCAACUUUUGCUCUUGGGCGACUAGAAAAUCGUAGUUUUUUUCAUACAGAUCAUAUGCUGGGCACCCUAGAUUUUACAGGUUCAGAGCUCUGGGCUCCCUUUAAUUUUCCAUAGAGCACAGCCUUGAAUAUUACUCACUGGUAGGGGUUGUAUUAGAGUUAACUCACAAUAUUAAGACGUGUUAUUAUUUAGCUACAGUUGUAGAUUCUCUGUGCAACUCAAAAAUGUCCAUUAUGAGAUGUCAGUUGAUCACAUACAGCUGUAUGUACAUUCAAGACCAAAAAGCUGCAUUCUUAACUUCAAAGAUUUAAUUCUCCAUCUAAAGUGGCCAAAAAAGUAGGAUUUAACUAUAGAUUUAUCUAGAGCUCAUUUUGCUAGCCUGCAAUUGUGUGCCCAGGGAGGGUUCAUAAUUUAUGUACUGGCACAAAGACAAUCUUGUGAUCCACCUCCCUCAGCCGUUGGGUGCUCUCAAUCCACUUCUAGUGCUACACCUUUUCCUCUAGACUGGAACUGGACAGGUGCAAGUUCACUGUCACUCAUGAAUAUUUGCUCUGCAUGUUCAAAAACAAAUUUUAUAGGCCCAAUCGGGUGCAGAUAAAACGUUUGUGGUUUCUAAAUAGCUUGUGCAAUGAAAUGUGAAAAAAUGUAUUAAGGUGAUCCAAACCUAUUAAUAAGCGUGUUGGUUAUGUUUUUUAAUUGCAUUUUUCAGCCGGAAAGAUUUAACAGAUUUCUAUGAAUUUUGGCAUCCUUAAUAAGGAAUGUUGGAACUUUAAGAAUUUUUUUUUUAUUUUCUUGUAAGUAUAAAAACGUUUGAGAUAGUUAUUGUUAGUAUAUACUUUUUUACUAAAUGAAACUGCCUUUUCACCAAAAAAAAGGUUGAUAACUUUGAUAUCCUACUACAGGUUUUUCUGUAACUUCAGCAAAUAAGUGUGAGAGCUCUCUAGUUUUAUAUCUGAAGGUUUGAAAUCAAUCUUGACCAUGCAACUCGCAGCACAAAAUGCUGGUAAAAGCUGACUCAAAUACAGUGUUCACGCUGAAUUUUAGCUCAGCAGGUAAGGGACCAUUCCUGGCCGGCAAGGCAAAAAAUAUACGCCAGAGGUGCAAUUUCCUAGGGGAGGGGGAAGUGGGGUGAAGGACAUGGCCCUACCUUUCUUAAACUAAUCUGCUGUUGUAAGCUAUCGGCCUUCCGAUCUGAGGUUAAAAACUUACAACUAAUUUUACAAUUUACUUUUUAAAGAGCCACAAUUUAUUAUUCUGGACCCAGUUGUUCGAAUGCUGGUUAGCGCUUAACCCAGGGUUGAAUUUAACCCGUGUUUCUUUUUCGUUUGUUCAAAAGCAUUUUCUCAAAUAAUUUUCUCUGUUAUUUUUAAGAGCAUCCAAUCAUCAACUUGUUGACAAAAAGAAUUGAACUGAAUUUAUUUUUUAAGCUUUCAUAUCUGAAUUCAGAUUUCACUUAACCUUGGAUUAUCUUUACCCAGCUUUAAAUAACCUGGUCCUGGGCUUAAAUAUCUCCUGUGAAAUGAAGUCAGCAGUAUACCUUUUCCCUACAAAUUUAUAGUUUAGAUCUUUAGACAACUAAUUAAAACGUGUAAUUUUAAUAAUUUUAUCUUGUUUUUAAUGUCCUCUUACCAUGAUGCGUGACCCAUAUAAGAAAGAAGUUCACAACUUGCAAAACAACUUGUAUAAUUUUAGUAAACUUUUAAGUGGUUGCAGGUGGUAAGAAGUGUACUUGCUUCAAGUGGUAAAUUUUACUGGUUACCGCCUGAUAAGGAGAACACUGCAAAUAGUGGAAGAGUGCCCACAGACUGUCUCCUGUCCGAAAGGGUAAACUGAGUAAUCACUGACCUACAGAGAGUACAGUUUGCCCUACAAGAAGAAUAGUUUUAUGCUGACUGUGGGGUGAGAUUAAAGAACUGUGGUUUAUCCAAGUUAAUGCUAACAUGUAUUUUAUUUGUCUUUUUCUUUUUAGAAAAAUCUCAACAAAGCACAAUAUAUUGCUUGAUCUAAAGAAAUCUCCCAUCAGUUUUUAGCACCGAAGGUUCCAGUUUUGAGGAGAAUUAAAGCCACAAACUUCAGUACUUUUAACCAUCCAUUUUUCAGCUCUAAUGAAAACCCUCGUACUUGGUAAUUUAUUCAAGCUUAGAAGAUUUGCCAUUGGGGAUAAUCAGGGGCACCCAACGAGAAUAUAGUUCAAAACCACUUAAACACAGAAUUGUUUAACAUAUUUUAGUAUUUAAAUGGUAGAUAUAGGCAUAUUUUUAUCCCCUAAAAUUUUUCAUCUGUUCGGAUUUCCUACCUUAAAGUCUAGUGAUCCGGAAAUUAUAGGGAUCAAAACUUACCUUUUCGAAAAUUUCAGCCAGAAAAAAGGCUGCCGAAAAUUCUAGGUGACCUUUUAAGGGUAAAAAAUCCGUUAAAAAUGGGCAAUUAUCUGAUUAUACCAUUUUUAGAUGUUCGAAAAUCCUAGGAGAGGCAGGCAAACAAGAAAUUUUACAACAAAUGUUCCAAAAAUUCUAGAUCUCAAAUCAUCUUCCGAACAGAUAUUUUCUGAAAAUUGUCGUUGGGUGCCCCUGGAUAAUGAUAAGAAUAAGAUAAUUUGCCAUUUUUGUCUUCUUUUUUAUCCCCAAGUGGCAAACUUCCUGUGCAAAUGUACAUGUAAUGUCAAAUCUAAAAAACCUUGAAUAAAGUACCAGAAACAAGGGUGUUCAUUGCAGCUGGAAAAGGGAUGGUUAGAAGGACUGGAGUUAAUGGCUUUAUUUCUCAAAACAGGAAUCUGCAUUUUCUGUGGACUGGGUUUGUUUGGAAAAGAGAGGGACAAAUACAAACUCAGUUUGAAGAAUAGGAAUUUUUUCAUCUCACUUCGCUUUCGGCAUAAAGGUGUUCUUCCUGUAGUGCUAAUAAAUAUUGUCUCUGUCGUAGGUUUCUGAUUACAUAGUUUCUAGCAAGAAAGCUUUGGGUAAGAAAAUACCCUUUCAGAUCAGAGAUAGUCCUUCCUUUGGCACUCUUCCCCUAUUUGUGUGUCAACUUUCACAAAUGAGUAAGUGUAGCAUUUUAAGGUUUAAUUUCACCAGCAUUUUGUGCAGCGAGUUGCAUGGUCAAGAUUGAUUACAAAGCUUCAGGUAUAAAACUAGAGAGCUCUCAGGCUUAUUUGGUGAAGUUACAGAAAAACCUGUAGUAGGAUACUGAAGUUAUUUACCAUUUUUUGUGAAAAGGUGGUUUAUCUCAAAUGUUUUUAUACUUUCCCCCCUCCCCAGGCCACCAUUUAGCUUUCUUCACUCUCCAAUAUUUUUCCCAUUUGACCCCAUUUUUUGCCUCUUCCCCCCACUGGGGAGCCUGGUCCAAGGCUAUAUUUCCUUGUUUAAAAACAGUUUUUACUAUGACAGAAAAAUAUUUUUCUGAUAUGUGUACCUGGUAAAUUAACAACAGUAGAAGAGCGUGGGGAAUGGUGCCUGAAGAAGGUGGAGCCACUAGACAAGCAGAGCUAAAUGCAUAGGGUAUCCAUGACAACCGUGUGUGCAGCAACCACCCAACCCUUCCCUCCAAGGUGCUUGGAGGGCGAAGGGCCCGCAAACAGGGUGGGAGGGGGACCCAAGACCCCCAAACCUUCCAAGCACAUGCUAAUUUUAAUCAAAAUAUCCCGCAAUUGAAAGGUUAUAACUUUGAGUACAUCCCGACACCACUGGCAUCUGGAGGCGUUGGUGUGUAUAUUAGUGACACUCGAAUGAAUGUUGCUAGAAAAUAUUUCGAGUGAAGCAUUCCAGGCAUUGUGGAUUGAAAUUAUUCUUGGUUGCAAGAAGAAUAUUGUUUGUGGGCUUUUUUAUAGACUAGACAAUUCUCCGGAAUCUUUUCAAAUAUAUACUUUGAUGAAGGUGUCGAAAAAUCUUUUCUUCGUGACAGGCUCGUCUACAUAAUGGGGGAUUUCAACAUUGACCUGCUCAAGUCGCAGUUAUCUUCCAUUAGCCAAAGAUUCUUAAUGUCCACUCAAAGCUUUCAUCUUAUUCCAACUAUUGACAAACCCACUCGUGUACAUAAUACAUCGGCCACUCUUAUUGAUAAUAUCUUUACAAAUGACCUUGAAAAAUAAAUUCUUUGUAGGUGGUAACAUAGUCUCUGAUCUAACAAACCAUUUUUCUCAGUUUUGUAUUUCACUUCACCCGACCAGUCGCAUUUUAUCUGUUUCACCUAAAGUACAGGACUAUUCUAAUUUUUCACCUAAAAAUUUUAAUAAUGACCUCACUCAAAUCAGUUGGGACAAUUACUGUAGAUACUCAUCAACACAUAGAUAAAAUGUCCUCGACACUUUUACAGUAACUUUUACUGACUGGUCAAUAAACAUGCACCCUAGCUACAAUGUAAAGUGAAUGUAAAUUAAAGUGAACAGCUGCAGACAGUAAAAAAUGGAGAAGCUGCAUAACACAUGGGACUUAAGACAUCCUGGACAUAAAAAAAAGCAUCACAUGCAAGGACAGUACAUUGGAAAUGCAAAAGAAAGUGGCCAACAUAAUUUUACUAAGUAGAAGUAGCCUUCUUUAAGAAAAGCAAAACUUAAUGAAUUAUACAACUUGUUAGGGUAAAGAACAACUUGCCCUAGAAUACAUUGAACCUCCUUUUUAUUAUACAAUCAGGUUGUUGUCAUUGUGUGUGUGUGUGUGUUUUUUUUUUCUUUUUUUGUCAAUAUCCUUUGAGAAGGUGACAAUAAAUGUUCAAGACAAUAAUAUUUCUUUCUGUUCCUAGGAUUCAUACGGCUUAGGGUUUCUGAGAAUAUAAUGAAGUCAUGGCAGCGAGACAGUUGUGCUGAUGCAUAUGGACGGUUAUAUGCAUCAAGGGUCAAAGCUGUUUUUGCAAGGCUUGUCAGAGAUGCAAUUAGCUGUAUGGGUCAGGACAGGUAAGCCAGAAUGUAUCAGUGUGGACAUUAAUACCCUUGUGAAUUUAUCAUUUAUUGUUUUUUUUUCUGUGGCCUGUAAUUUACAAUGUGUGUAACUUCAGUUAUACAGUGGAAUGUUGGUAUACCAAACCUCUAUAGAAUUAAAACCUUGGUAUAACGAAUGAUAUUCUUUGCCCCAGUUAUAGCAAAAUAUAUUGAAAAGAACCUUGAUUGCGAGUCCCUCAGCCCUCUGUGAUAUCAAGGUUCUUCUGUACUGAGGUGCUGGAUGUGAAAGCCAUGCAAACUAUUAAAUGCAGGGCUCGAUGUUGCGACCUGUGGGGUCGCCAAUGCGACCAGCUUUUUCUCAGUGGCGACUAGAUUUUCACGCCUGGUCGCCAACCUGGCCCCCGAGAUAGGUGACUUUCUUCUUUGGGAAAACGUACACUAAUGAUAAUUUGUUAUCCUUUUCAAAACCAACGGAUAGCUAACGGUUUUGCUAACGCUCUAACGUUUUGCCCAAACGCUCUAACGGUUUGUCUAAACGUUGUAACGAUUUGUCUAAACGCUUUAACGAUUUCUUCCAACACACGAACGGAUUGUUCUUAUGAUCUAACAGUUGGUCAGUCUAACGUUUGACUUUUACUUGAAAGAGGAUUGUGAAAAUCACAAGUGAUGAAUUCGAUGGAAGUCUUAUCGACUUUCGGGCAGAUCGAUCACAAUUCUCAACAGGUCGUCCGGUGUUUCUCCGGGAAUGACUUUUAGCGCAUCGAUUUAGAACAAUUUUUUAAUGUCGAACAUGUAUCUCGAUUGUGGACUUGAUAGCAGAUUAGUCUGAUAAAAGCUUAAGCUAAUUGAGAACGAACGGCUCUUAUUUCUCGAGCUUCUUGUAAACAACUUUAUUGAAUUUCUGUUGAGCGUGACGACCCAAAUAAAAGCUCUGCCGCAUUUUAUUGACUUCUAAUGAAGUACCGUUGAACUCAUGGUGUUUGUCUAACAGAUUUCUCGCAAAAUCAACUUCUUUGCCCGAUGCAUUAGCGACGUUUCCUCUUUCUGGACACUUUUGAUCACGUGCUAGGCAACCGCGAAAUAGAUCAAGUUUCACGGAUGUUCAUUUCUGAACAUAAAAAUACAUGGCACGGAAAACAAACUUUGCAGAUUUUGUUCUUUAAUAACCCAAAUAAGUUUUGCUGUGAUUCCUAAAGUUUGUGUAUCUAAAUGUGUAUUGCAUUGCUUGAAUACCUGUUUGAGUAGAUUUACGCUUGAGUGUGGGUUCAUGUUCCCGAACACCAGCUGGUAUACAAGCCUUGAGCGAAAACCGUUCGAAAGAAAGUUCAAAGGAAGUCUAAAGAAUUCUUUAUCUAUCAAGGCUAAGUAAAAGUUGUAAUAAGUUUAUUGUAUUCCACCACGAGUAAUCGGAGCUUAAAAGAGUGCGAGCGAUAUGUUUGUAAGGCGUACAGGUAACAGUUAAGGAAGAAGGGUGGAUGGUUAUUGCGAUAGAUUAAGCCUGGUUUCGAUAUGAUCGCCACGGUCGCUGAGAAAAAAAAGUUCAGCGAUCGUAUGGGAACCACUCUCCAGCGAUCCCAGCGACAACGGUCGCUGAGAUAGAACUUUUUAUAUCUCAGCGAUUGUUGUCGAUGCGAUCGCUGGAGAGUGGUUUUAUAUGAUCGCUAUGAUCUCAGCGAUCGCAGCGAUCGCAGCGAUCUCAGCGAUGGUAGCGAUCAUAUGGAAACCGGGCUCUAAUUUGAUCAUGGCGUAUUAUAAACGAAAGGAUUGCUUACAGGGAAAGCUCUAUUUCAAAUGUGUAUCAUUACGAAAAAGCCUUGAAGGCUAGUGAUAUCGUAUGGUCCGUCUCAAUAAGUGCAGUAGUAUGGUCGAGUGUGUUGAUCUCAGUGACUUGAGUGGAGCUACUGUGGGCUGUUAAAUAACAUAGACCUAAAAUGUUCGUUUGUCCGGUGCCGAAAAUAUCACAAGUCAUGAUAAAACGGCGCCGCCGAGCUUCACAUCUCGGCAGAUUUAUUUGGGGCAUAACGGCCGCCGAAACGCUUGAAAGAUGAAGGUUUUAAAAGAUUCAGCAAACACAGAUCGAUAGUAGACCUUCAGCAAACUCUUGUAAUAUGUACGCUUUACAAAGAUCCAGCAAACUUUUAAAACAUGAAUGCUUUACGAAGACAUAAUAAAAGACCUCAGCAAACGCUUGAGGACCCACGAAUCACCACGUGAGUUAGUUCGUCAAAGUGAGGCAAAACGUAAUCAAGCGCCUCAAAGCGAGGAAAAUGUGUGUCGCGACCACGACAAAUGCAAUCUCGAAAAACCUCCCUUAUUUAUUGCACAGGGAACCCAAUAAUGCACAGAACACCCGACACAAAUUAGGGGUUGCGUUCUCGUACCUCGAACGCAAUUAGUUCUUAAAUAUGAUUUUUGGCGACUAGAAUACUUGUUCUGGCGACCAAAAAAGAAAACUUGGGGGCCACCUGGCCCCAAGAUUUUUUUCUGAAAGUCGAGCACUGAAUGGCUAUGAAGAUAGAUCAUUCAAUACUAAAGAUGAUUCAGGGUAUCAAGCGAUCAAAAAAAACAGUCUUGUGUUUGAAUAAGAGGAAGAUCACAGAAUAUGUGAACAAUGCUCUCAAUAACAUGCGCCCAUGAAGUGUUUCGUUCCCCCUGCAGGGGCGUAGUUACAUGCACUAAUCAUAAAAACGCAGCAACAAAAAAUACAAAAAAAAAUAAAAACAGAAACCAAAACGGUGAAAACGCAUUUUGCUGUAAAAAGAGGGAUUUUUUGGUAACUCAAACUCAACUCUUACUUAAAUCAAGCUCGUAACUCAGUUAAUAGCCGAUCCCAAGCAAGCGUACGAGAGCCCAUGUUAUUUUCAUAAAUCACCUUUUUAUUGCUGCGGAGCGACCGUAGGGAGCGAGCUGCAACAUAAUCAGGAUUUAAGGGAAAUAUAUAAGCGGUGACGAAUUCUCGAAUUCAUCGCUUUUUACCACAAUGCAUUGCAUUUAACCACACUUUUUACCACAAUGCAUUGCGCCACGAACAACUCAAAUAAAAACACGGGGAAGUUCGCAUCGUUCGCAGCCCAGACUCAGAGUUUUCUUUGUAGCAAAUUUUCUACAGCACGGUUAGAGGUCUUACCAAAUUUAAGACACGCAGGAGUCUUUCAGAUGAGUACGAUGGUUAACUUGGGGAUUGGAUUUCAAUUCAAGAGCCUUUGACUUGUCCAGGUGUUAAACCUGACGAGAAGAUGAGUAUUUGCUCUUCGACUCCGCAACACGGGGGAUAUACAAAUUCCAGCUUGGUAGAAGGUGAUGUGAAAGUGAGAAAACGUCAUGCCAUGCUAUUCUUAAGAACCUGUAUGAGCCGAAAAUGGAUGUGAUUUUGACCAUUCGCUUCAAAAUAACAGCGGAAAACGAGAUAACAAAACAUAUGUUUUGUGUCCUGAGUUGCAGACGAGGACGUGUAUCGGCGUUUUGAAAAGCAUAAUUAUGUUCUUUCAUUCAUUCAUUGCCAUGGAAUAAUGCGUUUACAUUGUUUUUUUGCUGUUAACAGCUCGAUUAAUGCGGCUGGCAAUCAUCUUGCCGGCGGAAGUUUCACGGAAAAGGAAUUAAAUUAAAGACUUUUCCCACAAAUACGUAAUUAGUCUCUGUGGUGUAGUCGCGUCGAGCCAAUGGUGCUGGGUUUGAGUCCUACCGAACUCUUUUUUUCCUUCUUUCUUUUUUUUCUGUUUUUAGUAUUGUUGUUUUCUAUAAAUAUAUAGCUAAAUAACUGUUACUUAAUAAAGUGCAAUAAACAGCGAGAAAAGUAUCAUGUUUCCAGAGAAAAGAUAGUACACCCUAUAUUAAAUAUAUGGAUAAACAAUCUAAAUUUCUAUCAUUUCCUACAAUUUACUGUGGGAAAACCGGAGUUGAUAACCACUUGAUCAUUUUUUAAACAACGUUCCCAUGAGUUCUUUAUAUAGGCUGAUAGUAAUUUUUCUAGUACUUUCCAACAUGUAAAUAGGACAUUCAAUGUCAUUUUCGAUUCUUUUAAGUCCCACUGCCUUACUAAUGCCAGUAUCAACAGAAUGUGCCGCAGCAUCACUAUCUUUUAGAUACCUUGUUUUAUUAAGUGGGCUAAACUAAAUGCAUAUGCCAAUGAUCACCAGAUUUAAGGGAUGCAGUGGUACUGGGAGAAUGCUUAUGUAAGGAAGUAGAAACAGCAAAUCAAUGGUAUAAUAGAAAUGAGAUGAUUGUCAACCAAAGUAAACAUCCGGCCUUUCCUGUUAAAGACUCAAUCGACAUUUUUGGCUUGACUUUGACUGCUAACUUCAAUUAUUUGAUAAACCCACAUCUUCUGCCUGCAGAAAGGUUAAUUAAUAAUCAAUUUAAUAUCAUGUUGUGAUUUAGAAAACUGAUUACCAAAGCGACAUUGGCAAAACUGUACAAGGCUUUCAUCCAGCUGCAUUUUCAAUAUUUAUUGCUCAUCAGUAUGGCAUUUCUGUGGAGUGCAAAAUGUGGGAAAACUAGAAAACCUUAAUCAAAGGAUUCUUAGAUUUAUAUUAGACGACUUUGAAUCUGCUUAUAACAUUUUAUUGGAUGAACUGAGUCAACUGUGUUUCUCAGUCUGUACAACAGACGUAUUCACAAUAUGCUAAUUUUACUCUACAAGAGUUUGUUUCUAACUGUUAAAGUAUGCUACAUGUAUCUACGUCAAGAAUAUGAUCAAUCUAUGUAUUUGGAACAUCUUAUAAUUUAUGUGGCAACUAUAUUCUGACACCCCCUGUACUUAAACUACAUGUACUACUCAUGGCCCUCGUUCUUUUCCUUAUCAUGCCACUAAACAAUGGAACUUACGACCAGACUCAAUGCAAACCAGUGAUUUUACUAACUUUAAGAAACAAUUAGCUAGCCAAGACAGUAAAUAAGUUAAAGUAUAUCAAUCGUAUAAAGUGUUAUUUUCAAUUAACUUUCCGUAAGAUUUUUGGGUAUUGUUCAUUGUUUAUUUAGUUUUUAGCCUGCAUGCGGGCUAUUGAUUUUUUAAUUACGCCCCCCGUCAAGGUGUCAAGAUACUAUCCAAUAGGAGCAAAGCACAUGUAAACAAACUGACAGGAAGUUGCACAUGCACAGGAUUCGCACAGUCUUGUAAAGUCCUUGAAUUUUAGGGGAAGUCCUUAUCCAUUUUUCCUUGAAAAGCCCUCAAAUUUCUCUGCAAGUCUUUGAAAAGUCCUUGAAUUUUCUUCAACUUUGAAUGUAGUGGCCUGGAAAGAAUUUUUUGAUGCUAUUUCUUUGUCCAAGACAGAAUAAUUAUAAAUCACAGCUCAGGUUUAUUUGACAAAGCUAUGGAGAAUCUGUUGAGAGAUUAAUUCAAAACUACCGACACUUUUUGUAAAAAUUAGGUGUUAGAAAAUAUGCUGAUAUCUUAAACGUUUUUAUACCCACAAGAGAAUCAAAAAAACUUUUCUUAAAGUUCCAUCAUUCUUCAUUUAGGAAACCAAAAAUUGUAAAUUAAAUGUAAUGCUGUUUAUUUUCAUCUCAAGAUUCGUUACUGUAAAGUCACAUGGACCUGCUGUAACCUUGCAAAUAACGAACAGAUACAAUGGAACAGGAUACACCAUAGACUUGACGUUAGCUUUCAAAUGUAUUGACUGGCCAAGGGAAGCUCAUGAAUGGAGAAUGAGGUGUCGCAGUGGUAAGUCUGUCACUUUUUUGUUGUUUCAACGGGAAGACGUAAUUUAUUUCUUAAACUAGAAAUACGUGUAUCGCAGAAGCUUGGCGGGAGGCCCAUAAAAUGUCAGGGAUGGAAGGGGGGUGAAUUGGAGUAAAUUGUGUAGCUUGGGGGGGUGGGUUUCAACACUGGCUCUGAUACUUUAAGGUGAGAUACAGUUAAUCUCCUUUUGGUUGGAGUAAAUAUAUUUGAUUAUAUUUGAACCCAGUGCUCUGUCAUUAAAAAGGAAUUUCUGGGGUUUAAAUGGAGUUUGUGUUGUUAAGGAAGGGUAGCCAAUGUUUCAUAGGUCUUGUAUUCACCCUAUUAGAUCCUCCUACAUGUGUGAUUAUAGUCGAAGGAGAUAUGUGUGAAGGUUAAUAACUGCAGGCAAAUAUGCAGCUAACCCAUGCCAUCUUUAGUAAUAAGUGUAAAAAUUAUUCCUUGUGAAGUGUGUCAGUAGUAGUGAGUGGAUGAAAUGGUAGGAGAUAAUGCUGCUGUGAAAAUAAAUUGGAGAAAAAAAUAUUUAUUGAUAAGUGAACUACAGCAAUGAGAGUGUUUGCAGUUGUUGUAGUACAUAAUCACACUUGACAACUAAUUGUUUGUAACAGCAAGGUGCAGACAGUCACUUACACUAAAAAAGAAAUUCAAUGUCAUUAGGGAUGCAGUUGAGGAGAAUAAUGAAAGCGAUCGUGACUCAUGAUUAUUGAAUAUACAGUACCCUCAUUAGCACUGAAUUAUCCCUGUAAAAAGUACCAAGUCAUUUAUGAAAGUGUUCAUAGUUAUUUGUGCAUGAGAAACAAAUACCCAUGCAAUAGUGAAUUUGUAUGAAAUGUCCACGUACAAGUCAUGUUGAAGGUGUUCACUUUCUCAGUUCUCAAUAUGCAUGAGCUUUUUGAGACAUGGUUGCCAGAGGCAUAGUUUUCAAAUUCCUAGACUGACGAGUCAAAUGUACACUUUCCUUGACCAAAUGAGUUGACAAUUUGUCCAGGGAAUCUUUUAGCCUGAAUUUCAGACGUCCCUUCGAGUCGAAGGGACGUCUGAAAUGCCCACUAAAAAAUCUUUAUUUAACGUUGCAUUUCCCGUGAUACUUACCGGCGAGGACUGAAUGUAAUCAACCCGAGCCGUUUUUGUUCAAAAUGAAGGAUUUUAGACAUGAUUCUGUGUGUGUAAUAGUUCCCACAUUUGUCAAUUUCUAUUUGUUCAUCAGUAGCUACUCGUGGAUAUGUUUUCUUAGCUGUACUACCUGACUUAUGCCAAGAAACAACCGUGAUGGACUUCCGUUAUCAAUUGUGAAAAUCAUGACAGUACAUCGUAAUACAUUCAAUACAUGGUAAUAUAUGGCAAUACAUGGAAAGAUAUGGUAAUACAUGGCUAUACAUAGCAGUACAUGGUAAUACACGGCAGUCCACGGCAAUACAAAGUAAUACAUGGCAAUACAUGGAUAUACAUGGCAAUACAUGGCUAUACAUGGCAAUACAUGGGUAUACAUUGCAAUACAUGGCUAUACAUGGCAAUACAUGGCUAUACACAGCAGUAAAUGUCAAUAGGUGGCAAUAGAUGGUAAUACAUAGCAAUACAUGGCUAUACAUGGCAAUACAUGGUAAUACGUAGUAAUACAUGGCAAUACAUGAAAAUACAUGCUAAUACAUGGCUAUUCAUGGCAGUACAUGGCUAUACAUGGCAGUACAUGGCAAUACAUGAAAAUACAUGCUAAUACAUGGCUAUUCAUGGCAGUACAUGGCUAUACAUGGCAGUACAUGGCUAUACAUGGCAAUACAUGGUAAUACAUGGCUAUACAUGGCCGUACAUGAUAAUACAUGGCAAUACAUGGUAAUAUAUAGUAAUACAUGGCUAUACAUGGCAGUACAUGGUAAUACAAGGCAAUACAUGGUAAUACAUACUAAUAUAUGGCUAUACAUGGUCAUACAUAGAGAAUACUUCAUGGAAAGUGCUGGCGUACGGUAUUUACGCACGAGUUGUUGACGUAUCAGAAAUCGAACGAGUGAGCGCAGCGAACGAGUAAGAUUUCUGAUACAAAAACGUGUGUGUAAAUACCGUACAAAGCACUUUCCAUAUCGUAUUGUGUUUAUUAUAUACAUACUGAGACAUUCACCAUUUUGGCGGCCUUUUUAUUUUAAAUCUUUCAAAAAUGCUAAAAUUUGUCGCUACACACUUAUUGCAAAAUGACAACGAAAACGAAGUAUCAGCUUUUAGUAAAAAUGUUUGUUAAAAACAUAAAUGACGGUAAGGAUAUGAGGUAAUCCAAGAACUGUAAGUAAUCUUAACUGUUUGUUUUCCAUGCACAAUUGAAAAUGAGUGAAUUUAAGUAAAGUGGCCGGUUUCAAUAUAAGCUUAAGCUUAAAUGAAAGGCAAUGUAGCUCCGACAACAAGCACAACAAAAGCUUACAUCUCGUUCUGUUUAUCCCUUUCCGCUGUUGUCUCGCCGGCUCUCUACCGUUUUCUUUAUCGACAGUGAAAUAAACGAAACUAUUCCACUCCAUUUCCGAAAUGUUUUUCACUUUUUUAGCGAGAAAAACUCUUUAAGUAAAACUUUCAUCGAUGGACGUUUGGACGUGUGCGAAGCGGCGCUGCAAGCUGCAAUAAAAGGCGGGAAUUUUGGCGCGAAACUCGCACACCUCUGUAGCCUCUGAUUGGACCUAUCAUUUUUCUCACACGUGAAAAAACAUCGUUGGCGAUUCUGAUUGGACGUAUCAUUUUUUUCACGUGUGAAAACCAUCGUUCGCUCCUCUGAUUGGCUAGAACUAAUUUGCGUACGAAAAUAGCUUUUUGGGGAGUAUUUGUCAGUAUGUAUAUAAUAAUUAUAAAAUAACUAAGAUAGUACGCGCGCUCUGAUUGCCCGAGAGGAGUGUUUGUAUGAGAGUAUGUAAACAUGGUUGUGGCGUCAAGUUGUUUGGCUUUUCGCGCGCUAAUCACGCAAGCACGAAUUUGAAAAAGUUUUCGAGUUCAAAACUCGACAAGUUUACUUUAUUUACCCAUUCCUUCGUCGGCUGAAACAUGGAAAAUCGUUACAAAGAAGGUGAGUCAAUUUUUCUUUGCUUAAGCCGGCAUUUUGAGCGAGAAAAAUCCGUAUUUUGCAAAGCAUCUUUCUGCAAAACAAGAACUGAUUACGCAUGCAAGACUUCGUGGACAAGAUUUUGCGACUGGUAAGAGUUUCUCUUUUAAUCAGUGCCAUACAUAAAGUUUUGCGUUUUUUCUCGUGAAAGUUAUUUUAUAAAAGCAAUAGAGAACUUUUUCCUGUGUUUGCAUAGCCUGAUAUAAACACUCGAGGCGUUGGGAGAAUUCUCGACGGUUAUGCAAACCCUCGACUUCGUCUCACGUUUGCAGAACUGUCUCGAAUUCUCCCAAUCCCUCUCGUGUUUAUAUCAGGCUAUGCAAACACAGAAAACGUUUUCUAUUGCUUAAAUAGUAAUACAUGGCUAUACAUGGUAAUACAUGGCAACACAUGGUAAUACAUAGUGAUACAUGGCUAUACAUGGCAAUAUAUGGUAAUAUAUAGGAAUGCAUGGCAAUACAUGACAGUACAUGGUAAUACAUAGUAAUACAUGGCAGUACCUGGCUAUACAUGGUAAUACAUGGCAGUACAUGGUAAUACAAAGCAAUGCAUGUCAAUACAUGGUAAUACAUAAUAAUACAUGGCAAUACAUGGGUAUAUAUGGCAGUACAUGGCUAUACACGGCAAUACAUGGUAAUAUAUGGCAAUACAUGGCAAUACAUAGUAAUACAUGGCAAAACAUGGUUAUAUAUGGUAGUACACGGCUAUACACGGCAAUACAUGGUGAUACAUGGAAAUACAUGGUAAUACAUUCUAAUACUUAGUAAUACAUGGCAAUGCAUGGUAAUACAUGGUAAUAUAUGGCGAUACAUGUCAAUACAUGGUAAGAGAUAAUAAUACAUGGCAACACAUGGGUAUACACGGCAAUACAUGGUAAUACAUAGUAAUACAUCGCAAAACAUGGGUAUACAUGGCAGUACAUGGCUAUACACGGCAAUACAGGGUGAUACAUGGCAAUACAUUGUUAUACAUAGUAAUACAUGGUAAUAUAUUGCGAUACAUGGCAGUACAUGGUAAUACAUGGCAGUACAUGGUUAUACUUGGCAAUACAUUGUAAUACAUGGCAAUACAUGGUUAUACAUGGUAGUACAUGGUUAUACAUAAAAGUGGUUUACAAAACAUGUUAAUACACCAUUUUAAAUGCAUUCGUGAUACACUUUAAUAACCCUACUUAAAGUACCUACCUGUAUUCGUGCCCAGGGCGCGAUCGGCGCGAUCACGAUGACCCGUCCUCUCGUCGUUCAGAGACAUGUUUCACAUCAACCUAAUAUUAACUUUAAUUCUUCCUGGACUGUUUUUUGUUAGUAAAUAAUCAAAAGCCGAAUUGAAAUGUGCUUUACCUUUCAAAAAGUUUAAAAAGCAGGGACAGAUCUAGCCUGUGUACAGACCCCCCCCCCCCCCCCCCCCCCCGUUAAAAAGGGGGAAGGGUGGGGGGGGGGGGCUUUACAAAGGGCAAGAGACGGAAAGGGACCCGGCUGGAACCCCAGAACCCCCCCGACCCCGUUGCCGCUUUUCGCUUGAAAAAAAAAAAAACAAAACUAAACAGACACGCGACACGNGCAAUGCAUGGUAAUACAUGGUAAUAUAUGGCGAUACAUGUCAAUACAUGGUAAGAGAUAAUAAUACAUGGCAACACAUGGGUAUACACGGCAAUACAUGGUAAUACAUAGUAAUACAUCGCAAAACAUGGGUAUACAUGGCAGUACAUGGCUAUACACGGCAAUACAGGGUGAUACAUGGCAAUACAUUGUUAUACAUAGUAAUACAUGGUAAUAUAUUGCGAUACAUGGCAGUACAUGGUAAUACAUGGCAGUACAUGGUUAUACUUGGCAAUACAUUGUAAUACAUGGCAAUACAUGGUUAUACAUGGUAGUACAUGGUUAUACAUAAAAGUGGUUUACAAAACAUGUUAAUACACCAUUUUAAAUGCAUUCGUGAUACACUUUAAUAACCCUACUUAAAGUACCUACCUGUAUUCGUGCCCAGGGCGCGAUCGGCGCGAUCACGAUGACCCGUCCUCUCGUCGUUCAGAGACAUGUUUCACAUCAACCUAAUAUUAACUUUAAUUCUUCCUGGACUGUUUUUUGUUAGUAAAUAAUCAAAAGCCGAAUUGAAAUGUGCUUUACCUUUCAAAAAGUUUAAAAAGCAGGGACAGAUCUAGCCUGUGUACAGACCCCCCCCCCCUCUCCUCAGUUAAAAUCGGAGAAGGUAUGGAGGGGGGGUCUGUACACAGGCUAGGAUAGACCCACGACACAUGAGUGAAUAAAAGUUGACAACUGAUACCUAUAAAAAUCUGUCAACGCUGUUAUAAAUCUCGUAUUUCCGCCAGUUAAUGACGAUCAAGAUUAUUUUUUUAAAAUUCUUCGUUUCAUUAAUAUUUAGGUUUUUGUCAAAGGAACUGUUUUUUUCAUCUAAUGAGAUUCAAAAUAUGUAGAUGUAAUCAUUUUUUCUUGAAAAAAAAAUCUUUCAGAAAAUGUCGGUUUGGUAAGAAGAAUCCUCAUUCUUAUCACAAGGAUUCUUGUUCUUCUGUGAUUUCUGAAAUGGUUAAUCUUCUCCCCAGUCAGAAGAUUAAGAUAAAAGUAAUUCCUUUCAGAAGAACUCUCUCAUACAUGACCUGGUAACAACAAUUCUCAUUCUUGAGAUAAGAAUUUUCAAUCUUUUUUUAAGACUUCAUAAAAAAGUGGUUCUUCUCAAGAGAUUCGAAUGUAAUGCGUUCUUUUGAGAAGAAAUCUUUCCUGUUUGAUCUCUUUACAAGAAGUUCAAUUCUUAUCCCAAGAAUCUUGUCAUGAGAAGAUCGUUUCUUGAAAGAAGAAUAACAAAAAUGGGGAAAUAAGAGUGCUUUAUCGGUGUUCUAAUCUUUUACUGUAAAAUAAAGCUUACUGUAAAGCCCAUUGUUGCUUAUAGUGUAAAGGCUGAUCGAGUCCAUUGGAAAGAUGUUCUUGACGUGCAUUGUACAGAUCGUGUAACUCUUGCUGCCUAUCGCUGCAUCGAAGAAGAUAAUUUUGUCUUUAAACUUCGAGCGUUGCAUGAUCUCCUCGUCGCUUUUUGAAGCGUCGGAAGUCGGUGUUCCCUCUCUUCAUCGGUCUCGCUUGCAGUGUAAUUGUAGCAUUUUGUCGCUGCCUCUGUACAUGUUUGCGAUCGCUGUGUUGACAACGUUGCCUUCGCUGUCCUAAGCAAUGUUCCUUAUUCUUCUCGGUGGUCUUCGAUCCGCUCUCGAUGAAUUUUGGUCGGCGUUCUCCAGAGGAGUUUCGGUGGAAAAUCUUCGCCCGCGAGGAUUUCCAGCCACUUGUUGUGCUUGCUGUUCUGUGUCAUUUGCAUGGGGAAUUGCUCGUGAUUCACCGAUUGUAAAACAUUGUUUCACAGACGAUGAAAAGACACCCACAUAACAUGAAAGUGCGCCCUGGUCAUCGGCGGCAAAGUAUGUGUUCCCUGGAAACAGCUCCAUGACGUAACGCUGCAUGAAGUCAUUGGCAGACACCAAUCAAAAAAUAUUUAACAAUUAUUCCUCGAGCCCGAUAGCCUGCGAAAACAACCGUUUCUCCUCGCUCUUCGCCGCUCGUGGACGUUUCGCGAGAAUAAACGUCUGCGACUUAGCCUGCGAACAGCAGACGCAUUUCCGGUCGUCGCUUCUCUCCCUCCGAAAAAUAGCGUCUGCGAACCCGAGCGGCAAAACGAUUUCCGUGACGUAAACCUUUUUAGCCAAUCACGGUUUAGCUCUUAAAAUCAAGGAACUAAUUCGCGAGACUUCUCGCACGAUCGUGCGCGGUGGAUAUGUUUUCAAGUCGAAAUUGAAAGGACUACGUGGCUUGUGUAUAGCCGUCCUUUUUUCUCAGAACGACGCGUUUACGAAAGUUCAUUUGCCAGGAUUGUGGGACUGAUUGACGAAAUAAGUAUCAAGAGGAUUCAUAUCGAAGAAAAGAUUAGAGGACAUUUUUCAUCUAUUUGCCUACGGAGUCAUUGAUUUAUCACACCUUGUUGUUUUGAUCAUAUUCGAAACGAUAAAUGUCCUAAUGAUAGAAGACGCAAAAAUGCCGUUUGUUGCUUCUGUUCCUCUCUGGUUCCUGACAGGAAAGUGUGCCUUGGAGAACUCUUCGAUAGUUUGUCGUGUGCCGCUUUAGAUAUUUUUAGUAGAUAUCCUUUAUCUUUGAAAGGUAGGACAUGUGGUAAUUGAUUUUCCAUGCGUGGUUGCUUCUUGGUUCAGAUAGAACUUUGAUCAGAUCGAAAGCAUUUUAUAUUUGUUCCGUCAUAUUUCUUUAAGUACAUGUUCUUUUCAAGGUUCUCAUUUCCAUAGUUUUUUGUGAGAUGAGUCGAAGCGUCGUAGCUGAAAUGUCAUUUUGACCAUGAUCUAUUUACUGCUGUAACUAUUUAUUUCACGCUGGGUCUGGCCCAGGUUUAUAAUAUUUCAGAUCAUUGUGUUGUGGCGAUACUAGAAUUAUUAACGAGCGAUUGUUAGAGAUUUCUGAAUCAGUCAAGGAUGUGUCUGUAUAAUUGAUUCACCACCUUUUGUCAGCGCUUGUUAAAUUGAAAUAAAUAAGUCUGAGCGCGAUGUCAUUAAGCUAUGUUGCUUUCCUUUCGCUGUAGCGAUUAUUUGGUCCAGGUUUUGUUUAUGUCACGUACUACCGUCUUUUAUAAAGCGAAACCAAAGGCCCACAUCACAUACAUAGCUUAAGAAGCCGUUGCUUCAUAAAGAAGUCACCAUUCAACGUCGCAGGAAACCUUGUUAUGGUCGUGAAAUUCACGUUCCAAAGCGUAUUUGGUAAUUCUCGCCAAAAUCCAAGACACUUCAGCGCGCGAGGUCGCGAGGAGUCACUCGAGCUGUAUUCUAUCCUUUGAUCUGAUUGGCCUACAUCAAAACAAAAGGUUUUACGUCACGGAAAUCGUUUUGCCGCUCGGGUUCGCAGACGCUAUUUUUCGGAGGGAGAGAAGCGACGACCGGAAAUGCGUCUGCUGUUCGCAGGCUAUCUGCGACUCAGCGGCAGAAAUUCCAUACUGAUGACGCAAACCAAUGCUCACAUAAUAAAUCCAAUAGUCAUGGGGUUCCAAAUACAAAUUUGUCCAAUUUUACAUGUCUUAUGGUCGAUUUUGGUAAAGUGUUGUGUUCAUCUGCCAACGAGCUCCAGCAGAACUCAAAUGCUUCUUCAAGAGAAGACUAUAUUCCACAAAUAUUGACUGUUUUGUUAGAGAUUCUUCGCGUUUACAUUUGACCUUUGUGGCCUUUUGUCUUUUGUCUGUCAUUCGUAAACAAUAGCUAAAACAAUGUAACUACACCGUCGACCAAUCAGCGCUUCUGGCCGGAUUCCGAACAGAUUUUACCUCAUCAGUAUGGAAUUUCUGUCGCUGAGUCAGACGUUCCUCCGCGCGAAACUUCCCCAUCGGCGAAGAACGAGGAAAAACGGAUGUUUUCGCAGGCGACGAGCCCGAAUGGGUCGAAUGGGCUCUGAGUCAAUAGCCCAUGAGCCCUAAAGCCGAAUGGGCUAUUGACUCAGAGGCCAUGAGGGCGAGCGGAAUAAUUGUUUUAGUGAAAUCCAACUAGUUGAUAAAAAAUAUCGAGACAAAACAACUUUAGCUUAUUAAAGCUAGACUUUAAUCCUUUUUUUGCCGCCAAAAAGCCGGCGCUUAUCGCUACUAGUGGGCUAAAACAUAUAGCCUAGAAGUAGCUCAACCAGUCAGAACACGCAGCAUUGAUAUUAGACCAAUAGCUGGAUUUUACUAAAAACAGUUAUUCAUAGAAAGAUUGAUAAAAAGAUGGGAAAUCCAAUUUUGCCGCUGGCUAAGACUGCGCGCGUGACGAGAUUAUAAAUUCGCUUGGCUCGCUUUCGCGAAAUUGAUUUCACCGGUGGCAUUCAGUUGAACAUUUCGUUAACAAGGUGAACUAAACUGUGAAGCAAAAGUGGCUGCUUUUGAGAAGUCAGUUUAUUAGAAAUCUACAGUUUGAUUUACAUACACGAAUAAAUUGCAGUUUAAUUUGUCUUUGGUUCAUUUCAAUGGUCACAUCUUAGAAUCACCUCUCCCACCAGAAAAAAAAGGUACGGAACCGUAGUACAAUUAGAUCCGAGCCACUUUUGACAUGUCCACCGAGAGAACUGGUUGUUUCGGACGGACUGGGUUUGGUGCCCUUUUUAAAAAGCAUGCAGUGGCGUAGAAACCAGAAUGCCAAAAAUCGGACCUAAACUCGUUGAUACUACAUAGGUGUAAGAGUUGAAAGUAGGAAUCCCGAAACAGUUGAUGAAAUUCCACUGGUGUAAUUUAGCCGCUAGCAAUCUUGCGGUAGUUUUUAUGUUUAAAAUUCUACAAUACAUUAAGUGUAGAAAACCUAAAGAGAACGAAGACGAUAAUGAACAAACUGUAACAAAAUAUUUGUUUCUGUUUUUUUUAACUUGCUUUCUUUGUAUCCACGGUCUUCCGUGGUUCUUAUCGGGUGGCUUCGUCGCACCCUACCCAUUCUUAAUGCCUGACAUCAGGUAUAGCUAAUGCCAAAAGAGGAUUCUCGUUAGCAAACAAUUACUAUCUUAUUAUAACAAAUUGACGCUUGUGUUAAGUGAUGUUUAAAACAGGAACAGCAGUGUUACUUGAUAAUACACGUGCUGUGAGUGUUUUUGAACAGCUUUUGAACGUACCUGUCUUGCCUGCUCGGGUAGCCAGUCAGGACAUAGGAUGCGCUUCACCUUGCCUGCUCGCGAAGAAAGCCUUAGAAUAACGGAAAUUAAAGCAAAAGAGAUGGUAAAAGUCUUAAAUAAGGGAAAAUCACGUGAUUAACACAAAGAAACAGCUUGUUAGACAAAAGGAACAUUUUUUACCUUGAUUGUAGAAGCGUUAAAACAUUACUAAGCCAUGAGGUAAACUAUACACAAAGAAAUGUCUUCUUUCGAAACGAGAUCAAAGAUUUCUAGGGAUCAAGACUUAGAGACGCAAUCUCCCCACUUCAAGUAUUUUGCUGUUUCCAUGAUACUGAUAACAGGAGUUUAGGUCGCGGAAAUUAUUAAUUAUUUAACGCGUUCACUUGGGUGGAUUACAUGCCAAACAGGAAAAAACAUUAAAAAUAAAACGAAUGAGAAUGUGAGGGCAAACACGAUUUUGGCCAAGAGGUGCUAUGCAAGUAACAGAAUUUUUAGCAAGGGCUUACAUUUAUCUAGUGACACUUAAAAAGAACAAAAGGUGUUUUAAAAUGAAAAAAUAGAAGAACAUUUCAUUAUACAGAUCAUUGCUCCUAUCGACAAUGGCAUCUAAACAGUUUGAUAAGAGAAAAACACAAACAGCCCAAACGUUCAUGUAGGGUUGAACGUUCUUCAGGCUUGUCAUGCAAUCCUCCCUCAGGAUUGCGUGACGAGUGAAAUAUCUUCGUAGCUAGGAGGCUAUAGUAUAGAAAUUUGGAGUCACGUUUACGGCAAACGUCAACUACAGGUUGACAAUCCUCAAAUUAGGUAAUGAACAAACAAAAAAUGUCCAAAAUAAUUCUUAUGGGGAAAAAGCCGUGAAACCAAAGCUUGGUCACUUGAUACAAAUUGACGUUUGACAUUGCCGAAAACGUGAUUCUAAGGCUAUGUUCAAACUAUAGCGGAUGGUUUUUCGUGUCCGCACGAAAAAGUAUCCGGUAUAGUAUGAACACCUAUCCGAUAUGCUUGCUUCGCUCCGUUACAGAAAUCGCACCGAAAUCACCCUUGUUGUGUGAGAACAGAAGCCCAAUCAGGCUUGGUUUCGUGCCGGCACAAAAGUUAUCCGGUAUAGUGUGAGUAUAGCCUAAACCACCAGAAUUCAGCUUUUUAACUCGCAGUUUGUUUUCUUCUACGUAAUCGUCUCCAUGUUCACUAGUAUUCUGUCCGGUUUUCCAGUCGAGUGCACCUUGCGUUAGUUUAAGCAUGUUUAGCGGGCUUCCGUCCUGGGCCGAGUUGUUCGAAGGCCGAUUAUCUCUUAACCCGGGGUUAAAUUUAACCCGGGUUUCAUUUUCUUGUAUUCAAAAGCAUUUUCUGAGAUAAUUCUCUCUGUUAAUUUUAGAGCUUUCAAUCAUCAACUUGUAGACAAAAAGAAUUAAAACUGAAAUGCUUUUUAAGCUUUCAAAUCUGAAUUCAAAUCUCGCACUAACCCUGGGUUAUGUUAUCCCAACUUUGAACAACUCGUCCCUGAACGUUUCGUAGAAUUCGUCGUGGGAUAGCCUGAAGUUCAGACAUAUCUUCGACUCGGAAACUUCCUCAGAGACGUCUGAAUCAGCGAGCCGCUAAUGCCGUCCAGUAAUGUCACUACUCCUUUGCUUUAGUUCAUGCAAAAAGUAAAACACGAUUUGCGACUGGCAAACAAAAAAAUAUCGUCUGAAAAUGUCUACAUGUUACAGAAUUGCUUUACUAUUAAAUAGUUAUUCAUGUUUCAUGUUCAAACUGAACGUAUCUGUUGCAAGUAUAGCGCCAUAAUUUAAUAAUUAAACUCGAUCUGGGCCACGCAAUGAAAUAAAUACACGUACACGUGACACUUCAAAGCCACAGCAAUUUGUUUUAAUUAAAAAAAAGCUAUUUGGUCCUUAACGAAGAAAAAAGAAGCAAGAAAACAAGAAGAAAAAGCUGACAGAAUCAUUACACUUGACGGUGGAAAUCAGGGCAGGAAGUUCGAAUUACAAAAAUGGAUCACCGAUGCUUCGCAUAAACGAAAUCACAACCGAAACCACAAAGCGGCUCUAAAUGAGAACCUACCGACUCUCCGCAUUGAUUCGUCAUUCGUACUUCAAUUUAACAAGUCACUGUUUCGAAGACAAUUUUUUCGUUAUUUACGGUAAAGAUUGUCUAAAUUUUUUAACUCCACGCAAGCAAACGAUCCGCUGAAUAUCAAAUGACAGUUCCGCUAAAAUUUUUCAUAUUUAUACAUAAUUUUGCGAAUUGUGUAGAGGUGGUGUAAAUGGCAAAUUUCAGCCUAACAUGUUCUUACAAACUAGGUUCUUAGUUGCGGGUUUUUACUGUAAUAAGGUAUGCGAGAAAUCUCUUCGCGAUGUACAUCCUAUUAUGAACUUAGUAAAUAUAUCUUAUAGACAAUAAAGGGGCAAGGAACCUCUUUUGCAGAGCCUCCCUUUGUCUGAUAACUUAAGAAGACAGUAAAAUUUCAUUUCUUUUAUAUCUACAUGUUAUAAAGGUUGGCCCAAUCAGGACCUUGUUCGAGAAAUUUGUCAAGAUGGUUGUCACCUGGUUACAAAGCAACCAAAAGGAUUAAAUAUUCCUGAGUCAGAAAAGGGGCUUUUCUGGCGUUUGUCCUUUUCAGCCGCUGAAAAGGAGCUGUUUAUUCAUGGGGGUCAUGGCGAAGCAAGUUCUUGCCGCAAACAAGUUUUGCGAAUAAUGAAGACGCUGAAGAAAGAUAGGAAUUGGGAUCAAUUGACAUCAUAUCAUCUAAAAACCAUCAUGUUAUAUGAGUGUGAGGCCCACCCCAAUCCAAACCAAUGGAGCUCUGACCAGCUGAGUAGGAGACUGAUUGGCUUUCUGAGAAGGCUGGAAGGCUGCUUGGAGGACGAAAACUGCCCCCAUUACUUCAUAAAAGACAUCAAUCUAUUUGAGUUUGUUUCACGACCAAAGUGUUGUGAGUUAGCUUCCAAAGUACGUAAAUUUAUCGAGGGGCUUUUUGAAGAGAGGUACCUAACGUAG